This is a messenger RNA of Dreissena polymorpha, 3323 nucleotides long. Its product is annotated as WD repeat-containing protein WRAP73-like. The transcript has 5 exons. Lineage: Eukaryota; Metazoa; Mollusca; Bivalvia; Myida; Dreissenidae. Gene Ontology annotation, cellular component: mitotic spindle; microtubule organizing center; MWP complex. Gene Ontology annotation, biological process: mitotic sister chromatid segregation; protein localization to mitotic spindle pole body; microtubule anchoring at mitotic spindle pole body. The record is from RefSeq and is a predicted model, not a curated record. Gene Ontology annotation, molecular function: protein binding. Bases 158 to 1519 code for a protein of 453 amino acids.
GAAUUUCUGUCAUGUUGACACUUGUUUUCGGGCGCCCUUGUUUUCCCAACUUUUGGUUAGAACUAUUUGUAUAAUAUUCUUAAUCUUGGAUUUGCUGGGUACGAUCAAUUCUUAUCAGACUUGACGUUGGAAAGAAAAUGAAAACUGCAACUUAAGGAUGAAUUUCUCAGAGUUGUUUCGUCAGUCCAACCAAAUUUGCAGGUUUUCACCGGAUGGAAAAUACCUUGCAUCUGUUGUAGAAUUCCGACUUGUAAUCAGAGAUGUUGACACAUUCCAGAUACAGAACCUGUUCAGCUGUAUGGACACUAUCCAGCAUGUUGAGUGGUCUGCGGACUCACAGUUCAUACUGUGUGGCCUCUACAAGAGGGGCCUUGUGCAGGUCUGGUCCCUGGAGCAGCCCGAAUGGAAGUGUAAAAUAGAUGAGGGGUCUGCGGGGCUCUGUGAUGUCAGAUGGAGUCCGGACAGUCGCCAUAUCCUAACGACAGCCGACUUCCACCUGCGUAUCACGGUUUGGUCCCUUGUGACCAAGUCUGUGUCGUACAUCAGGUACCCCAAGCAGUGCCAGAACAACAUUGACUUCAGCGCAGAUGGAAAGUACUUGGCUCUGGCAGAGAGAAGAGAUUGCCAGGAUUUCAUCAGCAUAUUUGCCUGCAACACGUGGGAGCUGUUGAAGCACUUUGAGAGCAGCACAGACGACAUGGCGGGUCUGAGAUGGUCCCCAGAUAGCACCGUACUGUGUGUGUGGGAUAAUGCCCUCAACUACCUGGUGUUACUGUACUCCCUGGAUGGACGCUGCCUAUCAAAGUUCAGUGCCUACGAGUACGCACUUGGUAUUAAAACACUAACGUGGUCGCCAACCAGUCAGUUCUUGGCUUUAGGUAGCUACGAUGAGAAACUGAGGCUCUUAAAUCACGUGACCUGGAAGACGAUAACGACGUUCUCCCAUCCAGAGACUGUGAACGAGACAUCGGCAGUCGUGUACAAGGAAGUAGAAACACGGACGCCACAGCCAGUGAAGAGCGAUCUCACUGAUAUUCCCACUGCUGCCUUGUUCUCUCCACAGAGCAGGUACGAGGUACAGUCUGCGCCUGUGAAAGUCCCUGUCGUCAUUCCAGACACCAACAAAGCCAACCCUAGACGGGGCGUUGGGUUGACGGCCUUUAGCAAAGAUUGCAAGUACAUGUACACCCGCAACGAUAACAUGCCGCAUACACUGUGGAUCUGGGACAUACAGAAGCUUGCCCUGUGCGCUGUCAUCAUUCAGGCGGCACCUAUCAAGCACGUGGAAUGGGACCCCUUGAAAACGAGACUGGCCCUGUGUACGGGCGUAAACAAGCUGUACAUGUGGUCGCCGGCUGGCAGCCUGUGUGUGGAGGUCCCCGUUGAGGGAACGUUCCAGGUGCAUGCACUCAAGUGGCACCCCGAUGGGGGCUCGCUGCUCUUGCUGGGGAAAGACAUGAUGUGCAUCUGCUACCUGAACAAUGUCUCCAGUGAAGCUGAGGAUGUGUCAGCUGACUGAGCAAUUCAGUCGCGGUCUGGGAUAACUGGGCGUAAUGCAUGAGCAUUAAGUGUCGUCAAAUUUUAGCCUGUGCACUCGGCACUUUCUAAUCCGGGAAGACAGUUUCCUCUUUCAUGUUAAUUUUUGUUUCAAUGAAGUCUCUUCUUAGCUAAAAUACAGUUCAGGCGGAAAGUGUUGUUCUUGAUAAGCCUGUGCAGACUGCACAGGCUUAUCUGUGACAACACUUUAUGCACAUACAUGAAGCCCAGUUUUCCCUAAACGAGGCUCAUUUGUCUGUGGACUAGUGAGUUGUCUGAAUGUGAAGCAUGAAUGUUGCAGACAUCAUUUAGCGCAAACCUUGAAAAGAUAGGAGUUUUGUUUCCAUAUACUGUAAAAUCAUUGUAUAUGUCGCCACUAAACUACCUGAGUUUUCAAAAUAAUGUCCUUUUUGUGGGCACGCAUUUGAAAAAAGUGAUUAGGAAUGAGUAAAGGUGAUUUUCUGAGGUGUUUGUAUUAAACUAGUGGAUCGCUCAACCCACAAAAUUAAAUAAAAAAAUUUGUCCCACGAAUAGUAAUGAUUUUACAGUAUGAUUUUUUCUUCGAAUGGCGAUUCAAACAACUUCUGGAAAGUUUGUGUCUUAACAUUUGUAACAUAUUGUGGAUGCACGCCAAAGAAUGCUGUUCGGGAGGUACAAGUCAUCUCAAUGAGUUUGUCUUAAUCGAGGUUCAGAAAGUAAUGAAAAUGUUUGAUAACCCAAAGCUUUUUUUCUUUCUGUGAAAAUGGCAGGUUUUCACAAUUUUGGGAAAUUCGCGACUCAAAUUUUUACAAUUUCAAGAAGUUCACGACUCAAAUUUUCACAAUUUUAGAAAGUUCGCAACUCAUUUUUUCACAAUUUUGAACAGUUUGCGACUCAUUUUUUCACAAAAUAAGGGCGGGGAGGCCAAGGAGGCUUCACAAAAACAGGAAAAAAAGCUCAGUUAAACCACUGUAGUACUUGCACGUCUGUGCGUUGAUAUGAAGGUUUAGAGCUCAGUGAUAUUACUGUGAUAUUUACAUGUAUGUAUCUUGUUUUAGGCUCCUUGAUGUUGGAGGCAUUUACUGAGUGUUCUGUCUGUUUAUCCAUCUUUCUGUUAGUCUCUCCAUUAGGAACAAAUGCAGUUGAUCUUGCUGUUUUGUCUGGUGGUAAACUCUUUUCAUUCUGGCACAGUUGUUGCCAUGACACCUUACAAAACCAUGCUUUGAUCUUGGCCUAAUCAUUUGUGUUAACUAGAUUUUUAUGCCCCCGAAGGAGGGCAUAUAGUGAUCGGACCUACCGUCCGUCUGUCAAUCCGCCACAUUUUGCGUUUUGGUUUCGCGUAAAGUUUCGAAAAAUGCUCAUAACUUCUAUGUCGCUUUGGAUAUCAACUUGAUAUUUGACAUGCAUGUGUAUCUCAUGGAGCUGCACAUUUUGAGUGGUGAAAGGUCAAGGUCAUCCUUCAAGGUCAAAGGUUAAUUAUAUGGCUUCAAAGCAGUGCAGAAGGGGGCAUUGUGUUUCUGACAAACACAUCUCUUGUUCCAUAUGAUUUAGCAUCAACAGUAUGGACUAUGUUGUUGCUUAUGACUAGCCCAAGUUAACCCAUAAUAAAUAAACUUACUUUGACCUUGACCCAUCUAGCACCAAUUGGGGUGGGGGGGCAUGUGUGUUUGUCAUAUAUAUAUCUGUCUCUGCAUUGAUUUGUACAAAAUAAGUAGCAUAAAAGCAGUAAAAUAUAACCAUUCCAUAACUUGUAUAUUUUUGCAAAUGGAAUACAAAACAUUAUAUUAAUAAACGUAUGAUUAAUAUAA